AUGGUACUGGUGGGGUCCUCGCGCUAUGCCAGCAUCGCCUCCGACGGCCGCCUUUGCUACAUGGUCUUCCUCUUCAACGGCCCCUCCUCCUACCACGCGGAUACCAAGGCCGACUUCGACCUCGGUUCCGACGCCUCUUCCGACGCCUACUCUAGCUCCGACCCCACCCCAGGCUUCAGCACCAACUCCAGCGUCGACUUUAUCUUCGAAUUCUGGUGCUGCUCCGACCCCAGCCCCAGAAUUCGGUUCAAGGUGCCUGCAUGCCGCGCCCGCUGGGUGGACGCCAGCAAGGUCGGGGACCCAGAGGACGCGGGCGUGGGCCCAGAGGAGCUGCGGCCCAUCCCCGAGGCCUUCCGCGAGCGCCUGGCGCGGUGCCGCCGCGCGCAUCGGAACGAGCAGCGCGACGCGUACCACGUCGCCAAGCAGCACGUCGGGGACCAGCAGUUCCUCGCUGAGCAUCACGACGGGGACCAUCACUUCCACGAUCUUGGUUCUCUGGAAGUUCUGCCCUCAGGGCUUGUGUUGAACAUGCACAAGGGCAUGCACGACUGGCAUGACAAGCAGCACGACGUCGAGAUGCGGGCCGACAAGACUGGUGGCGACGGCGAUGAGGUAGUCGCGAUUUUCGUGGGCUGCGAUGCCCGAGGCGUGAUCGGCGCCGUAGGGCUGCGGCUCGUGUACUGGUUCGUCUCGGCCGUGCUGCCGAGCUUCUUCGCCACCAUCACUCGAGCCGCCCCGAUCAGAGAUCUCGAAGUCUUGGCCGACAUGAUGACGCCCGACCCACAAUACAUGACCUCGAGGCGCUGGAGAUGGCACCAACGUUUCCUAGCCAAGAAGGAGCUGCGCGAGGAGGUCGUCGUCGUUGGCGACCCUGUGGCCAAGCAGUUCACGCUGGAGCUCCAGGGGCCGAUGCUAGCGACCAGAGAGUCUAGACGGAAGCAAGCUCACACUUGUCUCCGCCUGGCAACAGGUAAAUGGAGGGACUGCUUCGUGGAUCUCCCGGCGAAGCGAGUCCCCCUGUUCACCGGGAAUGACCAGAACAGGAAGGAGAUCGCCACGGAGAUGGCACUCAAGCGGCUCCGUAACUCUCUUCAGAAGGAGAUGGGGCUCACCACGUUCAUGGACCGUGACGGCGGUCGGCUUCUCGCACGAUGGGAACCCCUCGCAAAAGUUGUGCCUCACCCUGGCAUGAGGGUUCCCUCAGUGGCCUGGAAUCAUGCUGCGCUGGCCGACCACGGAAUCAGCAAGGAGAAGGCCCAGCAGAUCGUGCAGGCCACUUUCCAGGCAGCGCUGGCUCACAGCGCCCCACAGAUGUACACCACCAUCCUUGUGGGCGACUUCAACAUCGCCGACGGCACAACCGAUCAUUCGACGGCUACGUCAUCUCGGAGGCGCGCCACUUCGCGUGCCGCCAAGCCUGGAGACGCCCUGUGGCGCUCCAUCUUCCGCAUGCUGGCGGAGUUGGGCUCGGAGCUGCCCACUCAUUGGGAUGAGGGCACGCAGUCCGCAGUGAAAAUCGACAGGGCUCUCCCUCUUGCUCUCCGCUGGGCCCCAGUAUUCGAGACCACUAAAUCCGUCCCCCACAAGGCCGCUCCUUAUCUGACCAAGUUCGCCACUUCAACCGACUUCACCGAUAUCAGGCCCCCUGUGGUUGCGGACGUACGGCGAUUUCUUGGGCAAGCGAAUUGGGCUGCACCUGGCCCUGAUGGGCUACACUAUUUUCCGUGGAGCAUCGGAGCGGGCCCCGUGGCGCUGACUGAGGUCCUCAACUGGCUCCUGCAGGGCCACCCCAUGGGCAGCGACUUCACGGCGCUGCUCUCCGCGUUCCUCCCGAAGCCCCUCAAGGCGGUGUUCAUGGCUAUCAUCCAACGGUCCACCUUCCCACCAUCUCUCUUGGACCUUAUCCAGAGGAGAGUGAAGAGGAAUUUUGGCUUCUACGUCAAUGACAUGAACAUCUUUGCAGACAUCUUAAAUGGUGCACCAACGGCAUGGAUCAGUGUUGCCCUCAAAUCAUGGACAGGAGCGUGGAUCACUAAUACACGAAUGCAACGUGAGGCAGGGUGCAUCUACGGAUGCAGCGGGGCUUCGGACCGCAUCGCGCACUAUAUUUGCGACUGCCCACGGCUGCGCCAUUUUGCAGCGCUGGCUCUGCGCUCUGACCUGCCAUGCUCAGUUCAAGGUCGGCUGGGACUUCUACCUGAGGGCUCGCUUGCAUUCCUGAUCGCGAUGUACCAUCACUACCGAUUGGUCCCCCACAAGUUCGGCUCCCCUCCAUCAUACCCAGAGGCGGCAAAGCUAGUGGAAGCCACUCGACUGGCAGUACGUCUCCCGCUGCGCGGCAAGCAGCUGAAGUGGAUCGCGAGGGCAGCUCUCCACCAUCACGUCCUGCGAGCACGCCAAGUCAUCGACGAGAUCAAGCUGCCCUGGGAGCAGGACGAGUUGACCCCCCAGCAGGCCUUCCAGGUUAUCCUCGACGCAGCGCCGGCGGCGCAGCAGCGCGCCGUCAGCAGGGACGGCUUCCUGCUCGGCUUCGAGGCCCCAGAGGUGCUUGCUGGGCAGCUAGACGCCGACCGCUCCAAGGAGUUCGACGACAUCUGGGGCUCCUCCGAGCGCGCGCCGUCCUACGUGGCGCUCGCGAAGCAGGCGGGCUCCAGUGACUGGCUGCUGCGCUCGCAGGAGCCGCUGCCCGACGGCGGCGUCGUCGUGCGGCGCGAGGAUCUGAAGCGGGUGCCGCCGCGGGUGGGCGCCCAGUGGGUCCGCAUGCAGCUGCACACGCUGGAUACGGGCUGGGGCCGCGAGGAGCUGCGGCGCAUGCUGCUCCGCUACGCAGGCGCACGCCUGAUGCUCCCGCAGGCUGGCACGCCAGUCGGCUGGCUGGCCUGCGUGUGCAGGCAUUGGGCCGCCCGCGCGGAGGCGCUGGGGGAGGAGCAGGUCGCAUAUGAAGAGCUCCGCCAGGCCAUCGGCGAUGGGCGCCUCCCUGUCGCGGGCGCGUCGGUGUGCGGCGAGAUCGCGCCGCAGGGCGUGACCUUGGGGGGCCUUGACCAGAGGCGCACCGCGCGCCACGGCCACACGGCCAGCUGCUGCCUGAUCAGCUACGAGCCGCGGGGGCUUGUGGCGGACGAGACGCAGCAGACGCCCGAGUAG
Molecule: messenger RNA, 3144 nt
Organism: Prorocentrum cordatum
Lineage: Eukaryota; Dinophyceae; Prorocentrales; Prorocentraceae
Source: the annotation of a GenBank genome assembly